Molecule: messenger RNA, 210 nt
Organism: Trichomonas vaginalis G3
Lineage: Eukaryota; Parabasalia; Trichomonadida; Trichomonadidae
Product: Ankyrin repeat family
Exons: 1
Coding region: 1-210 (69 amino acids)
Cellular component (GO): cytoplasm; nucleus
Molecular function (GO): protein binding
Source: RefSeq, a predicted model, not a curated record
AUGGAUAUCAAUGAAAAGGAUGGAAAUGAAGAAACAGCUCUUUAUAUUGCAGUAAGUAAUAAUAGUAAAGAGACAGUUGACAUUCUUCUUUCACAUGGUGCAAAUGUCAAUGAAAAAAUUAAAUAUGGAAACACAGCUCUUCAUAUUGCAACACAUUUUAAUUAUAAAGAAAUGACCGAACUUCUUCUCUCACAUGGUGCAAAAUAUUAA